CCCGCCCCAUUCCCGCACCAUCAGGGCGGGGAUAGGUCCCGGUUUGAUGGGUCAUGGGGCGAGUACAUGUAUAACAUUUAUACCCACCGUGGGGAUGGGGAUGGGUUUUAGGUGAUACCUGCUCCAUUCCCGCCCCGCCCCGCCUCAAGAUUUGUACAAAUUUUGGGACUUUGGAUUGAUUUACUUUGGAUGAUUUUGAGUUGAUGUUGAAAUACUUUUGUUUUAGACAUGUAUAUUUGUUUGAGAUUUUGGUUAUGUGUUUGUUUGAGACUUUGGAUAUGUGUUUGUUUGAGACUUUGGAUAUGUAAUUGUUUGAGAUUUUGGAUGUGUGUUUGUUUGAGACGGAGUUUGUAUAUGUAUUAUGGAUUUUUAAGGCCCAAAUUAUUGAAUAUAAAUAUGUGCACAGAUGGAUAUUAAGCGGGAAUUUGACGGGUGGUAGGGCGGGAAAAAUGUAUAUUAGACGGGGAUGGAUACCCAGAUGGGUGAUGGGGCGGGGAUGGUUUUAGAUAUAAAACCAUCGGGAAGGGAACGGAAAAAAAAAAAUUAUACGAUGGGGAUGGAGAUGAGUAUUGCAUUAAAAAUGACGACGCAAUUUAUGUGUUCUGAAUAGCAGAUGGCUUUAAAAAUGACGACGACGCAUUUACUUUCUAGAACCUUCUUUCCUCUCCUUCCCUUUUCUUCCAACAACCUUUCUCUUCCUCUUCGCACUCGCUACAGAUCACCCUUUUGCUUCUCCAUCUCUUCAAUGUCCUCCGAGUCAUCACCUCCACUCACUCAUACCAUCACCCUUCCGGGUCAACCUGUCGAAAUCGUUGCGGCACCUGGUCUCACUCCUUCUGAUUUCAGGAAUGCCAUAGAGUGCUCUUUAUUUCAACAAUGGCUGAAAAAUAUGCAGGGUGAAAAUGGGGCACUCACUGAUGGGGUCAUGUCUUUGAAUAAAGUCCUUAUCCAGGGAGUGGAUUACUUUGGCAAGCGUGUUGGUUUUCUCAAGUUUAAAGCAGAUAUCAUUGAUAAGGAAUUAGGAAAAAAGGUUCCAGGGAUUGUGUUUUCUCGAGGACCAGCUGUAGCCAUCCUUAUCCUUUUGGAGUCUGAGGGCGAGACUUAUGCUAUUCUUACUGAACAGGUUAGGAUCCCUACUGGGCGAAUCGUUUUGGAAUUGCCUGCUGGAAUGUUGGAUGAUGACAAAGGUGAUUUCAUGGGAACCGCAGUUCGUGAGGUUGAAGAGGAGACUGGUAUACAGUUGAAUAAAAAGGACAUGGUUGACCUUACAGCCUUCUUGCAUCCAUCAAUCGGAGGGAAAGUUUUCCCGUCACCGGGAGGGUGUGAUGAGGAACUCAGCGUCUUUUUGUACCGAAGUCAGGUGGGUAAAGAUACUAUUCAGCAACUGCAGGGUAAGAAAACUGGGCUUCACGAGCACGGUGAGCUCAUAAAAGUGCAUGUACUUCCAUACGCACAACUUUGGCGCUCCACAGCUGAUGCCAAGGUUCUAAUGGCAAUUGCACUUUAUGAAAUGGCCAAAAGAGAUGGACUGUUGUCGGAAGUUUAGACAUAUUACGAGAGGUUUCUUACUUCUCCGUGUUGCCAUGACCACAAUAACUUCAUUAAAAGCUUCAGCGGCUGAUGCCCUACUAUGGAGAUCAUAAAUUUUGAGAGAAUUUCGUCCUUGAAGUUGUCAACGAUCAUGGUAAUUUUGUUAGGGGGCAUUUCAAUUUGGUUGUAUAAUGUAUUAGGUGUGUUAACUAGUCAAUAUCAAAUAGUGGGGGAUGAUAAUGAAAAUGUAGCUUAAUUUUGGUGAGAAAAUCUCUUACAAGUUCAAUUGUUAUGCUUAUUGUACUUUAAUCAUCUCAUUUUCUGUUUUUUAAAAUACUCCAACUACAAAAUUAACAAGGAAUACUAUGAAAAUUUGAAAUAAAUGAGAUUAUUUAUCUACUUAAUUCCAAAUAUAAGAUUCGCCAAAAUAAGCUUCC
This is a messenger RNA of Amaranthus tricolor (Joseph's coat), 1967 nucleotides long. Its product is annotated as nudix hydrolase 14, chloroplastic. Lineage: Eukaryota; Viridiplantae; Streptophyta; Magnoliopsida; Caryophyllales; Amaranthaceae. The record is from RefSeq and is a predicted model, not a curated record. The coding region runs from base 614 to 1546 and encodes 310 amino acids. Gene Ontology annotation, molecular function: ADP-ribose pyrophosphatase activity; ADP-glucose pyrophosphatase activity. Gene Ontology annotation, biological process: ribose phosphate metabolic process; nucleoside phosphate metabolic process. The transcript is spliced from 7 exons.